UGCCGGAUGUUCACGCAUUCGACGCCGGAAGAGGCCGGACCCAACAUGGCGGCGCCCAGCCCACGGGGGCCUGGGAGAAGCGCUCAUGUCCGCCAACGGAGCCGUGUGGGGGCGCGUGCGGAGCCGCCUCCGAGCCUUCCCGGACCACCUGGCGGCCUGCGGGGCUGAGGCUUCGGCGUACGGCAGGUGUGUGCAGGCCUCCACCGCCCCCGGAGGCCGCCUGAGCAAGGACCUCUGCGUGCGCGAGUUCGAGGCCCUGCGGAGCUGCUUCGCCGCCGCGGCCAAGAAGGCCCUGAUGGGAGGCACCUAGGAGAGCUGUGGGCACAGGUGCCAUGUACGGCGGCUCUGGGAAGCGCAAGUGUUCACGUUUCUUCUCAGCUGGAACCUUGGGUGGGGCAGUGUGUGAGGAUCUGGAUUUGAUUAAGAUGUAGCAGAAGUGAAGAUUAUUUAAUCUGCCACCGUUUCGGGUGUUUAUACACAGAGCAUGGUGUAAGGAACUCCUCUCCCCAAGAACAGGCAUGGCGGCUCACACCCAUCUCUAACUCCACUUCCAGGGGAUCACCACCUUCUUCUGGCCUCUGUAGGAACCAGACACACAUGUGGUACAGACAUGAAUACAUAAUAUAAAAUUAGUUAUUUUUCUUUCUGGGACAAGGUUUCUCUAUGUAACAGUCCUGACUGUCCUAAGAACUUGCUCUGGCCUCGAACUCACAGAGAUCCGCCUGCUUCUGCCUCCUGGGUACUGGGAGUAAAGGUGUGCGCCACCAACGCCCAGCUAAAAUUAAACCUUAAAAAC
This is a messenger RNA of Phodopus roborovskii (desert hamster), 796 nucleotides long. It is a transcript of the gene Ndufaf8, whose product is annotated as NADH:ubiquinone oxidoreductase complex assembly factor 8. Gene Ontology annotation, biological process: mitochondrial respiratory chain complex I assembly. The transcript has 3 exons. The record is from RefSeq and is a predicted model, not a curated record. Bases 86 to 310 code for a protein of 74 amino acids. Lineage: Eukaryota; Metazoa; Chordata; Mammalia; Rodentia; Cricetidae. Gene Ontology annotation, cellular component: mitochondrion.